Messenger RNA from Ostrinia furnacalis (Asian corn borer), 969 nucleotides. Its product is annotated as caspase-like. Gene Ontology annotation, molecular function: cysteine-type endopeptidase activity. Lineage: Eukaryota; Metazoa; Arthropoda; Insecta; Lepidoptera; Crambidae. The annotation marks the transcript as partial. Gene Ontology annotation, biological process: proteolysis. The transcript is spliced from 5 exons. The record is from RefSeq and is a predicted model, not a curated record.
CUGACUGUACUUGCAUUGAAUAAAUACUCUUUCUUUCUUUUUUCAGUCAGCUCGCGAGAUUUCACAGACUACGGUUGCGUGGCUGUGGCAGUAUUGACGCACGGCAGUAGGAAUGGCCUUCUGAGAGCCAAAGAUACUGAUUACAGUGAGUUGACAAUCAUCAACCAACUGCAGGUCCACGACAAACCAACGUUGGUCACGAAACCUAAAUUGGUCAUCAUCCAGGCCUGCCGGGGCUAUGGAAGUAUGCAGGGUACCACUGUCCGCAGAGCCCAGGGUCAAAUCAUGAAGGACUUGGAUGAGGAGGAGCCCUACACGUUGCCAGUGGAAUCUGACAUGCUGGUACUCCACAGCUCUUACAUUGGGAAACCUUCUGUCAGGGACGAACUCGAAGGGUCCUGGUUCAUCCAAUCUCUGUGUAAGAAAAUCAAUGAGCUGGCCUCAACUCACGAUCUCGAGUCCAUCAUGACCGAAGUCAGGAGAGAGGUGGCAAUAGACAGAGUCCAUGAAGAGCUAAACAGGCGCACUGAUGAAAUGGAUGUCAUCAAACAAAUGCCAGUGGCGACUUCCACGUUGAUAAGGAAACUUUAUUUGAAGAACCCUGUAGGGGAUUCCCCUGGGCCUUCUUCAACUUUAACUACGGACUCUGACCAGCCUCCAAGGCCCUUUCUGGACAAUUCCAUACCAAACACGCCCUUGCUAGUGCAGUUUGGGCCAUGCUCCUGCUUCUUAGAGCAUUUCAAUUAUAUCAUCGAUUGUUUAAGACAUUUCCUGAAUGACAACCCUGAUGACGUAUUGGCACAAUCUUUUCUGGAAAUGGCAGACACCUUCGAGGAUAGUGCAAACUUCAACAGUUCGAAAGAGAAGCUAGCGAAAGCGGUCUGUGCUUACUUAAAAAGUCAAGUUAACAUCAUUCCUUAUUUUAAGUUUUUGUACUUCUAUAAGCAUUAAACUACAGUUUGAAAAUUC